This is a messenger RNA of Penicillium soppii, 711 nucleotides long. RefSeq lists its product as uncharacterized. The transcript has a single exon. Bases 1 to 711 code for a protein of 236 amino acids. Gene Ontology annotation, cellular component: mitochondrion. Gene Ontology annotation, molecular function: (3R)-hydroxyacyl-[acyl-carrier-protein] dehydratase activity. The record is from RefSeq and is a predicted model, not a curated record. Lineage: Eukaryota; Fungi; Ascomycota; Eurotiomycetes; Eurotiales; Aspergillaceae.
AUGAAGACUCUACGUUUGCUCUCUUUGAGAGCACGCACAUAUCGGAGCUACUCUUCGCUUUCAGAGCGUUUGCAUGAUGAAUUGACCACAAGGAACCUCCCGUUGACUUACGACUAUCUAUACCCUCAGCCAUCACAUCUCCUAAAUUUGACGCUCCGUGAUCUCCUACCAUACUCUCCGUCCUCCGAUGAUGCCAUUCUCCCCUCAAUACAGAACCCAUCCCCAUUACCGGCCGGUCACCACUUAAUCUACUUCCCGCCGCAGGUGACCUUGUCCCAGUUACUUCCAGACUGCACAGAUACACUACAUACACCAGGCGAGCCAUUUAAUCGACGUCUCUGGGCAGGUGGGAAUCUGAGAUUCCCCGCACCUAGUCCUCCAUUGGAUGGUAGUCGUGCAGUCUGCUUAGAAUCCAUCCGCAAUGUGGUAGUCAAGGGCCGCGAAGGAGAUGAAAAAGUGAUUGUCACUAUCGAGCGUCGCAUUGGCAACGUAUCUGAGCAGGAAACAGUAGAGCAGAUCCGGGGUCGGAUAUGGGCAGAGAAUGAAGAAGAUGCAGCGGAGGCAUCGGUUAUUGAGAACCGGGACCUCAUUUUCAUGCGCCUGAAAUCUAGCGCGCAGAUCGAGGCUGACAAGGCGCAAUUUGGAAAGCCUGACAGGACUGUCAAGCGUGCGCACAUCCUACCCUCUAGGCUUGGUAAUAUGGAGAGCUGA